Messenger RNA from Lithohypha guttulata, 2769 nucleotides. RefSeq lists its product as uncharacterized. Bases 1 to 2769 code for a protein of 922 amino acids. The transcript is spliced from 2 exons. Lineage: Eukaryota; Fungi; Ascomycota; Eurotiomycetes; Chaetothyriales; Trichomeriaceae. The record is from RefSeq and is a predicted model, not a curated record.
AUGGCAGAGGUGAACAUGACCCAAGCGGCGGGAGAGCGUCAAUCGCAGUCACAAUCGCAAAACACUUCACUCACGUCCCUCCCACCACAGCCUGGCACCAGAAUCUCACGCUUCGAACAAGUCGUUGCCAACAAUGAGCCAGUCCUCGAGUCUCUGGUCGCACAAUUACCUACCGAAUCGAUAUUGAACCUCUACCAUUCCUCGCGCUUCCUCAAAUCUCUAUUCCAACAGUCACCAAUAUCGUGGAAAUACAUGUCAUGGCGCCUACAUCAGCCCUCUCCCACCCCAGCCCAUACACCGCCUGCGACCGCAGGUUCGCAGUCACGGCAAUCAAGCAACUAUGCCCUCGACCAACUGCUGAUUACCCGUUUGACCAGCCUCGUCCUUGAUAAUACUGCUGUCAGUGGUGCAACUCUUUUUCAAACCGUCAUGAUACUACGCAAAGACACUUUGGAGCACGUUUCUGUGCGAGGGUGCAAAAAUGUCUCAUUGAAGUACCACAUCAACCCGUGGUUGACCAUGCACGCUAUGGCCAUGCAGCAGCCCCGGAGUGCAAAACCUCCCGAGCUGCAGAAACUGGCCCUCAAGAGCUUGUACACUUACCGUUGUCGACACCAUCGGAGGAGGCCUUACCUGCCGAGCAGUCUUAAUCGAAAAGAGAGUGACAGCGAACCUACACAUGAACUGGUUCUGACUUGUCACAAGCUUGGUAUAUGGACCGAUACUGCCUGGUGCACCACCCCAGGCGCAAGGUGCUUCAGAAGGCGUGGUUACGUAACCAUGAGGGUUCAGCAGGAUCCUCGCGAGGUCUGGGUCGUUUAUGACAGGCUAUGGCGGAGUCGAAAUUGGUUAGGCUCUGCUCCUGGCACCAUGCCAACUACAAGACCCAGAAAGCGCAAGCGCGAUGGUCGAGCCUGGGAAGAAGAAAUUGCUGUCAACGGUGAGCCUGUCGGUUUGGCUCCAGAAGGAAAGGAUGUACCUGUUCACCUGCGUCGCUCACAUUACCAAUUUGUCGAAAAUAUUCACUGUUCGAAUUGUGCAACCGAAAUCCUGGAGCGUUGCGAGCAAUGUUCGGUCAUGAUGCAUUGUUCAGGCUGCCGCAAGACUCUGUGUGCGAGUUGCGCCUUCGACCGACCUUAUCUCAGAAAUCAAAACGCUACCGAGGAAGAAAAGAGAAAGUUCUGGUGGGCCCCGGGUUGCGCUGUUUCUCCUUGCUCGAUGCAGGACACUGAUCCAGCCGCUCCUGGUGCUCCUAAUCAGCAGAACACUUUGCCCAACACCAAAUUUAAAUGGUGCUGUACCGAGCCCGUGUUUUCAGGUGGGGGAGGAAUCACGUUCGGAACUGCACCACAGAAUCAGGAUGUAGACAGAUUACGUGCUGCACCUUUACCUCCAAACAACGGUUACGAGGACACAGAAUUUUCAUUUAACGAAUUUGGCGACAGUACAGAACUCAUAGGUUCUCCUUUAGUCAGGUCCAACGUCACUGGUCCAGGUGGCAGAUGGGCCUCGCUAGCAGACAUGUUCUUGCAUGGAGCACAGGUCGGAAUGCAUGAGGACAACGAUAGCAUACCUCGCAUGCUGUGUGACUCUUGCUACAACUCGGAUCAAUGGAAGAUCAAGUGCAAGGCGUGUGCUGUGCCUUUAUGUCUGAAGCACGACGUGAAGGAGAAGCAGCGCGUGCGCAUAUGUGGCUACAAAGAGUUGGGCGUGGAAAAACAAGAGCUGAUUGCACGAUUAAAGGCCACCAAGCUGUUCAAAACCCUUUGGCUGAAGAGGAAAGAGCAGCAAAAACAGGAGGCUAACAAGCAGCGCAAAUCUGAAGCACAGCGAAUCAUGGAGGAAGCGCAGCUCGCUUUGGCGGCCAACGUGCUACUCGAAGAGACGCGACCAAAGGUCAAUGGAAUACCACAACUUUCGCCAAGCCUGUUUCCACUGGAUCGACCUGUCACCUCGACCCUUCCUAUUCGAGUUGCCGAGCAAGCCUUGAACCCAGAGGUCGAGCCUAUUGGGAGACCGCUUUCGCCAGGCUCCAACAGUACAGGACCGUUGAGUAGGGCCUCGUCUCCUGCUCCAUCAGCUAGAUCUGCUACUGGAACUCCAGAGCCUAGCAAGGCCGCUGAAAGUACGGAGCAGCAACAGAUCUUGCCUAGCGAUUGGAAGGGCUGUCAAGCAUUCUUUUGCGCUUCGACCCGUUCACAAGGCGACCACCGUCGACGGUGUAGCGCAGUCAUGCGGCAGUGUCAAGAUUGCAAAGUGUUUGUUUGUGAUGACUGUGUGACUGGAUUUGACAAGUCCUGUCCCUGUAGUGGUUGCCGCUUGCCCGAGGGUGAGACCGAUUCCAUCAGUGGAGGAACAGCUGCUUUCUAUUGUCCGAAUUGUCGCCAUGACCGAAUCGUAUCGCGGAAAUGUAAACGACAUCUAACGUGUCUGAGCAGGAGCAAGAUGGCACGUGUGCAGAAGGAAAGAAAGCAUAGACAAAGGCAAAAGAUGACUCCGGAGCAAAGAAUCGGCCAUAUUGCAGACGUUCUGCUUGACCAGCCACAUCUUGGCGGCUUCGGCGAUGCUGACUUUACAUUAGACACGUUCUACAACAGCAUUGACCAAGAGCUGCAAGAAUUACAAGAAAUCAGCCUCUCAGCUGUGAACGUUGUGAGGAGGGUGCAAAAUCUGAGAUCGCAAGCUCCUCCUGGGUCACCAGCCGCGCUAGCACUGCCAAAUAUUAUCAUCGAGGGUAUGGAGUCAGAUUCUUCGAAUGCUCAGGAGUAA